Messenger RNA from Fusarium oxysporum Fo47, 1431 nucleotides. RefSeq lists its product as uncharacterized. The annotation marks the transcript as partial. NCBI's taxonomy places the organism in Eukaryota, Fungi, Ascomycota, Sordariomycetes, Hypocreales, Nectriaceae. The record is from RefSeq and is a predicted model, not a curated record. The transcript has 2 exons.
AUGCGUUCUGCUUUCGCUUUAACGGGCUUGGCUAUCUUGUGCAACAUUAAUGUUGCCCUGGCAGGCCCAUGCAAGCCUCAUGGUGCGACCAGUCAUACCGAAGCAACAGUAACGACAGCUGCCCCGACCACUUCGGAGACAAGGGGACCCCUCGUUGUCAAGAACGUGAUUGGUAACGGAAACUUUGCCCUCAGAGACCCCACCAACCCAAGUUACAUCCCCAACUACACCGUCGAAGGCCAGGGUGAAAUUGUCGAGAACCAGGGUUAUACCGGCGAUGGCAGCAAAGAGAAGGGUUGUGUCGAGCUGCAAGCUGCCAACAGCCCUCCCGGACGCAAGCGAGCCAUUGGAAACAUCGUAAGCAUUUCUCAACAGCUUGACUCCCUCGACAUCAUGAAGAAGUACACUGUUCGCUUCUUUUAUGCUGUUGUUACUGCCAGCCAGAUCAAUGUCUGCACCCUAAGCGCUUCUAUCGCCGGCCAUCAAUUCUACACAUCGACAAUCCUCAGUAUUGGAACAGCUAUCGACUGGAAUACUGUUCUUGAGCAAACCGAUGUUCCAAACACACAGGGUGCCUUUUCAGUGUCGGUCAAUUGCCCGAUUGGUGGAAUUGCGGCUAUUUAUGUCGACUCCAUCUUUAUGUCUAACCAGGUCACUCCUCAGACGAUCAACGAUGUAUCGAUUGACUUUGGUGAUGGAAAUGAUGUUACUACUACGAGUGGGUUACCGGUAGGAUCUACGACAUCCAACGCGCCAAACAGUAAGGAGAGCACCAAAAGCCCAUCGACACAAACCCUGACUUCCACUGGAGCUGAUGCCGUCACUUCGGAGAUUGCACACCCGACAACUCGUCUUUCCAUGGGUUCCGAUACCGAGACUUUCCAUCCAUCAACCAAGUCUAUCGGUAACCUCGGCGCUGUUGAUCUCCAGCCUUAUGCCAACAACGAUUUCGAUCAGGCCACUAUGCAGACAAACUCGGAACAAUGUGCGACUAUCUGUUAUCAGCUGGACGGCUGUGCUGCCUCAGCUCACGAUGCCGCGCGGGGACGGUGCAUCUUUUCCAAUGUCGCCAUGACGAGCAGCGCAUUCCAGGAAGCACAGGCUUUGAAUGCCCACGAUUACAUUCUACCAUGGAGUUCCCAGGGCUGCUGGUCCUGCUCCAACGAUUGCUCAGUUCAGCAAGAUACCACCAGCGAGGCUCCUAGCCCUACUGAACAUGCCGUUGAACACACGACAAUAACCCCCUCACGUACUGAACCUCUUACAACCUUCAUCUCUUCUUACGUCCCAACAACCACCGAGUCUGCCAUGCCUCAAUGUACCCUUGCUUUAUCCGAUGGAUGCACCUUCGAUCAGAACAACUAUAAUUAUCAAGACUGCAGUAAAUAUGGAACUAUGAAGAACACUUUUACACUCGGAGACAAUGAGUAC